AUGACUGUGGCGCUAGCAGCCUCGUCUCAAGCUAUAGAAGACAUUCCAAAUGUUGAGAAGAUUGAGCCAUGCGCCGAAGUCAGCACCCUAUGGGCUGCACAGAUUACAAGCACUGCCACACCAACUGUUCCCGCUUCUCUUGCUUAUGCCUGCCUAAAUACAAUCCCCCUCCAUAAAGACGCGGGCAUACAGUUGAUUGACGCUUUGGAGCCGUAUCUCGAAUGGCAGUCUGACGCAGCUUACAAGGCAGACCCGCCCGCGGAUUACUUCUACCCGCCUCACGACAUCUUCAAAGCACUUGCCAGCGUCAGGGCAGAUCUCGUGGCGGACAAGUAUACCAACGAAUACGAGUUCCAGGAGGAUCUUUAUGUUCGAGUCUUUGGUCCGGCGCAUGAUGGACACUUCGUCUUUUAUCCAGAUGCGCUGACUGUCGCGUUUGAGUGGACACGCACGGCGCCCAUCGUAUCAAUCAGCGAGAAUGGACGAUAUUUGCCCGUAAUCAAGCUAUACGAGGAUGUCGUUAGGGAUCCAAAAACAGCGCCUAUAAUUACAAAGAUCAACGGGAUUGAGGCCUCGAAACUCGUCCUUGACACCGUCACAACGGCGUCUUUCAACCAAGAUGGAGAUGCCGCCUACAAUUCCAUGUUUUAUUCGAAAGCCUUCGCGGCGGCUACUGCCACUGAAGGAUAUUUUACAGGCGGUGGCCGCAUCCGAUACAUUUACCAGGGUCCAGAGAUGACAUUUACCUUCGACAAUGGGACCAGUGCAACUUUUGAGAAUACUGCAUCGGUCAAGGCAAAUAUGACGGGAAUAGUUGACGGCCAAUCCUAUUUCGAUACCCUUUGUGUUCUGAGUAUCGAUGGUCGGCGCAGUUUUGUACCUGCUACUAUCAGCGCGAGGGUUCAACCACGCCAGAACCCCGGAUACCCAGAGCCAGUUCUGGCGACUGACGACGGCAUCGUGUCUGGUUAUUUUCUCGAAGGUGACGGUUUGGACGAUGUCGCGGUCAUUUCAAUCCUCAGCUUUGAUCCUAACUCUCCGCGCCAAUUUCAGGCCGUUGUCCAGAACUUCUUUGCGGAAGCAGUGGCCGCCGGGAAAUCGAAACUCGUUGUCGACUUCCAGGGUAACCCCGGAGGUUUCAUAGCGUUGGGCUACGACUUCUACGGUCAACUGUUCCCCCAAAUCCGAGCGGAUGGGCUCUCGCGGUGGAAGCUCAGCCCAGAGUUUGAGACUCUCGCUCAUGUCUACAGUAAUGUCUCCAAGGGCGUUGAUCCACUCAUUGAAGCCGAUAUUGAUAAGAUUCGUGCGUAUCUGUCACCAGAGAAUUGGCGCUUUGACCUGGAUUUGUCUGAACGGGCCUUUUCCAGCUUUGCGAACAAGUUUGGGCCAAGGAAUUUCAAGGAUACAAACUACACGGCUCUUAUGCGAUGGAACUGGAGCGAUCCUCUUAUCUCGACAAACUUCACUGUCGGCUUUGGCCUCGAGAUCUCAGGAUAUGGAUCCCGCUCAAAUCUCACUCAACCGUUUCUACCGGAGAACAUUGUCCUUCUUUAUGACGGCUCCUGCAGCUCGACUUGCACCUUGGCAUCCGAAUUCCUAAGAAUCAACGGAGGCAUCAAGUCUGUUGCUUUUGGUGGCCGGCCGAAGAAAGGCCCGAUCCAGGGAGUCGGCGGAGUAAAGGGUUCGCAAGUAUACCAGUUUAGCGAUAUCUUCCAGCUUGCUGAGCAUGGAAUAUUAUUUGGCCCGAGUCUAGCAAAUUUGAAGGCGUUAGAAGACGUUUCAACCCUCCCAAUCGCGCGGAGCACGGCGGCAUCAGUAAAUGUGCGAGAUCAGAUCCUCCGAUCGAAUAUAGACGAUGGCCUUCCGGCGCAGUUCGUCGUCGAACACGCCGACUGUCGACUCUAUUGGACAGCGCCUAUGAUCACGGAUAUCACCGAGAUCUGGAGCGCUGCUGCUAAUGCAGCCUUUAAUAAUGCUAAGUGUGCAAAUGGUGGUAUUAAAUACCGAGCUCCGAAGGCUUUUAUCCAGCCUACUGCAAACCCGAAGGUACCUAUAGUCAGUGAUUUUGUUGAGGCAGGGGCUACAUUACGUUCGUCGAAGCUAUGGAAUGCAAAGUUCCGUCUCCGUACUAUAGCGUAA
This is a messenger RNA of Trichoderma virens Gv29-8, 2139 nucleotides long. RefSeq lists its product as uncharacterized. The record is from RefSeq and is a predicted model, not a curated record. The coding region runs from base 1 to 2139 and encodes 712 amino acids. The transcript is spliced from 3 exons. Lineage: Eukaryota; Fungi; Ascomycota; Sordariomycetes; Hypocreales; Hypocreaceae.